Messenger RNA from Triplophysa dalaica, 7600 nucleotides. RefSeq names its product neuronal PAS domain-containing protein 3. Bases 1150 to 4143 code for a protein of 997 amino acids. Gene Ontology annotation, biological process: regulation of transcription by RNA polymerase II. The transcript has 12 exons. Gene Ontology annotation, molecular function: protein dimerization activity; DNA-binding transcription factor activity, RNA polymerase II-specific; RNA polymerase II transcription regulatory region sequence-specific DNA binding. The record is from RefSeq and is a predicted model, not a curated record. Lineage: Eukaryota; Metazoa; Chordata; Actinopteri; Cypriniformes; Nemacheilidae.
GUAUGUUGCCCUCUCAAAUGAGAACCUGUUAAGUGUGUCCAUCAUCCGGUUUAUAUAGGGUUAAGAGCUGCGGUAGCCGGAGCGCGCUCCCGUGCGAGCGUCCGAUUGGCUGCUCGACGGCGGCGCGCGCCCUUCAUCAGCCGCUCGAGCGGCAGAGUUCAUCUUCUCUCACGCGCUAUAGGGAUGGCAUUGCCACACACAGCAGGGCAACACAACACACCAGGAGAAUGCACACCGCAAACAUCCCAUCAACUGAGGCGUCAGCUGUGCACCUUUAGACAUUGAUCCUGGCAGCGUCACUCACAGCUUCUGACCUCUGCAGCAUCAGCACCAAUAGGAGAAGAAGCUUAGAGUUGAUCAUUUCCUCAGUAGCACAUCAGCAUCACAACAGUAGGAGGCGAGCAGAUCACAUCAUGCACUGGACUUUCCACGCGUACUUAGAUCUGUUUCCUAAACCACACUCGGAAUCGAGAGGUCUUUCUCAUCUAAAUCAAUAGUCGCUUUUUUCCGGACACACUGGACAGAUAGAAAGUUCUUUGCUGACGUAUUUAUGCACAGAUUCCUUCACACUAGGCGAAUUAAAAUCUUGAAUUUAUAUCAUAGCUAUGUAAAGUUUAUAACUGUACAUGUCAACUUAAAGACGGUGCAUUUAAAAAUAAACAAUAACAGGAAUUUAUUUUAAAGAUUUUAGGAGAAGUUAGUUUCUUACUUUUUUUGGUAAGUUUACGAAACUGUCACCGUAGCCUUCUCUCGACUUUGGAGGGGUUAUACUUGACGAAGGGAAAUCGCCUACGGUGGUAAAUACAGUCAGAACAUUCACAUAUUGGAGGAUAUCGUUAAGUAAUACGGUUUUUGAGAGAGUUCAUCUGUGUAACUAGGGUCCGAGCCAUCGGGAAAAUCAUUGGUGUCGCAGAAACUUUUACGCUUACAGGAAGCGCAACGAGGUUGCGGGCGUUAUCAUCCGUGCCAUCGUCACAAACUAUCAGUUCUCUCCUUAGUAACCAGAAAACAAGAGGUAGAAUGGUUCAUGAGCUUGUUUCUAUCACUCAUGGGAUUGUGCUGCUGUGAUUUGUCGGACCGGAGGGAAGGUUGUUCUCGCAGACAUCCACACACACUCUGUUGGUGUAGCAUCGCGGUGCGCGCUCGGGGAUGAUCAGGAUCUUCCCGGAUUUCAGUGUUCAGGUGACGGCAGCGGCGGCGGCUGCAGGUGGGGGAGCCGGUGGAGGGAUGCCGGCUGCGUCCAGAGUCCCGGUAUCUACCAACGGAAACCCGCAAAACGUCCAAGGCUUGACCUCUUACCAACAAAGCAGUGUGUUAUGGGAUGGGUCAGGGGCUGAUGACGUUAAGAGCUUUUCCACGUUUCUCCACAGCGAGCCAUACUGGGAGAGGUCUGCUAAUGCCAGUUCCUGCUCUGCCACUAGGCCCAAGACACUCCACCUUGGAGGGCAACAACAUACCUCAUCGCCAUGGUUGCAGGCUCUGAGGAAGGAGAAGUCACGUGACGCCGCCCGCUCGCGCCGGGGCAAGGAGAACUUUGAGUUCUAUGAGCUGGCGAAGAUGCUUCCUCUUCCCGGCGCCAUCACCAGCCAACUGGACAAGGCGUCCAUCAUUCGUCUCACCAUCAGCUACCUUAAAAUGAGGGACUUCGCCAACCAGGGAGACCCGCCGUGGAACCUGCGAAUGGAAGGACCGCCACCCAACACCUCAGUGAAAGCUAUCGGGUCCCAGCGGAGGCGGAGCCCUGGCGUUGUUGCCGCGGAGAUCUUUGAGCCUCACCUUGGAAGCCACAUCCUGCAGUCCCUGGAUGCAUUUGUAUUUGCACUAAACAAGGAGGGAAGAUUUUUGUACAUCUCCGAGACGGUGUCCAUAUACCUGGGGCUUUCACAGGUAGAGCUGACGGGCAGCAGCGUGUUCGAUUACGUUCAUCCGGGCGAUCACGUGGAGAUGGCCGAGCAGCUGGGAAUGAAGUUACCGCCGGGAAGAGGACUGUUGUCUCAGAGCGCGGGGGCCGAGGACGGGGCUAGCUCCGCCUCCUCAUCUUCUCAUUCUGAAACACCUGAGCCAGUGGAGUCCAGCAGUCCCAGUCUUCUGUCUCCAGAUAACACUCUGGAACGUUCCUUCUUCAUCCGAAUGAAGUCCACGCUAACCAAGAGAGGCAUCCAUAUUAAGUCUUCUGGAUACAAGGUGAUUCACAUCACGGGCAGCUUGAGGAUAAGAAUGGCAUUAACGCACAGUCGUUCGGUACCCAAUCAGAUCAUGGGCAUGGUUGUGGUCGCACACGCGCUCCCUCCGCCCACCAUCAACGAGGUUCGGAUCGACUGUCAGAUGUUUGUUACGCGGGUCAACAUGGAUCUCAAUAUCAUCUACUGUGAAAACAGAAUCAGCGACUACAUGGACCUGACACCUGUCGACAUCGUCGGGAAGAGAUGUUAUCACUUCAUUCACGCAGAGGACGUGGAAGGCAUCCGGCAAAGCCAUUUAGACCUAAUGAAUAAGGGACAGUGUGUGACGAAGUACUAUCGCUGGAUUCAAAAGACCGGAGGUUAUAUCUGGAUCCAGUCCAGCGCCACUAUUGCAAUCAAUGCCAAGAAUGGCAACGAGAAAAACAUAAUCUGGGUCAACUAUGUUCUUAGUAAUCUGGAGUACAAAGAUAUACCCAUAGAUAUCGCACAGCUGCCCAGCCUGCCGGAGAAAACAUCGGAGUCUUCGGAAACAUCUGAUUCAGAAUCAGAGUCCAAGGAGAACUCAGACAAUGAAAACUCCAAGUCAGGUGGGAAAGGAAACCCGUCUUCCGAGAACAGCGAGGACCCCGAGUCGGACAGUAAGAAACAGACGGGCGAGCCGCCAGAGCAGGAGAUGAGACGACAGGAGGAAGGAGACAGUUCCAGCAAUCCAGAAAGUCAAGACAGCGAAGACAGCCUGGAACCAUCCGACUGUGAAACAGACCACAAGGAAGGACACUUGGGUCGACUGGGCGGCUUACACAUAAAGGUGGAGCGCUACGGCGAGGUAGAAGAACUGCGGGACUCGCCCUCCUCUUCCUCUUCGGAGGAAGAAGAGGACGAUGAGGACGAGAUCGUAAAGGAAUGCAACAGCGCAGGAGAGCUUAGCGGACCGGCAAUGAGCCGACACCAAAAGAGAAAGAAGAGAAGGAAAAAGCAGAGGUGGGACAGAAGUCGGCAGCGGCUGCGUCUGUCGCCCUCGGCCACCGCCACUCCCAGCCCCAGCGGCAUGGACCCCACCCUCGGAGACCAGCCUCCCCUUCUGCUCCCGCCCUCCCCGACCAGUGCCUCCGUGCUAAAGAUCAAGACCGAGAUGUCGGAGCCGAUAAACUUUGACAACGACAGCAGCAUCUGGAACUACCCGCCCAACCGAGAGAUCUCCCGCAACGAAUCCCCCUACAGCAUGACGAAACCCCACGACACCUUCCCUUCCCCCCAGCCUGGCGGUCCGCACGUGUCCAUUCCUGAGUCUGUCCUCACUCCACCUGGUGCCGAGAGCGGAGGAGGCAGCAGAAAGCCCAACUUCAACGGCAACGGUAGCAGCGGCAACAACGCCCCCACCGCUGUGUCCAGCGCAACCCCGGGCAGCCUGGCUCUUCCUUCCAGUUCCUCCACGGCUGACCCCCUCUCCCCACCACUGUCGGCCUCGCCGCGGGACAAGCAGCAGGGCACGCCCACCUCUUCCGGCUCCCUGCUCUACACCAGUGACCUUGAAGCCCUGCAGAGGUUACAAGCAGGUAACGUGGUGCUCCCAUUGGUGCACAGAGUCACUGGCACGCUCGCCGCCACCAGCACGGCCUCCCCACGAGUCUACACCACUGGAACCAUUCGAUACGCCCCGGCAGACGUCAGCCUGGCAAUGCAGGGCAACCUCUUGCCUAACCCCCACGCUGCUGUAAACUUUGUGGACGGGCCAGGUUUCGGCAUAGACCCCAAGACACCCAUGGAGAUGCUAUACCACCACGUGCACCGGCUCAACAUGUCCACGCCCUUCGGUGGAGCGGUCAGCGGAGCCGGGCUGACGCAGAUGCCCGCUGCUAACGUCUUCACCACGGCAGAAGGACUCUUCUCCACGCUUCCGUUCCCGGUCUACACCAACGGCAUCCACAACACACAGACUCUGGAGCGCAAGGAGGAUUGAAGCAAAACAUCGAGACCAUAUUACUGUGUUCAACUGUGACUCUUGUGAGGCAAAGACUGUGUAUUAAAGUUUGGGAAGUGAGAUGUUCUAGCACUUUGAAUUUUGAGCAAUUGAGCUUGUCUAACCGAAAUGAAUGGUUCCUCUUCGUGUGUCUUUCUAUCUUUCUAUCUCCUCUAGUUCUUCUUUCUUCUUUCUCCUCGAUGACAGUUUCUCAAAACAGACUAUUGUUAAGAGUUCCUUCCGAGCCGCAGGGAGUUCAUAGCACUGUAGCAUAGCGUAAAGAAAAGAAGAAGAAGACUGAGAGGAAAAGAAACCGUUCAUGUUUGAACAUGUUUGUGACAAAAGGAUGUGACCCUGUUUGAUCAAGUUCGAGGGGUUUUAAAUGGGGAGCGGUAUUUUAGAAGAAAUGUUUUUCUCUUGGUUUUUUAUAGCUGCAAAUCAUGCAUUUUAAAAAAGCAAUUUUAGCCGGGUAUCGACCUGUGAAUAGAAUGUUACUCCAAAAUCCCAGGACAUGGAACAGGUCGGCGUGAGAUUUUUCCAGUUCCAUCUUCUGUUUGCGGAUCCAUGGUGCUAUCAUUGAGUUACGCUCACUCAGCUGGCUGAUGCAGGUCCUGUUCAGACGAACAGCGGCCUCGGAGCAUGUCAAACCUCUAACAGACGCGUUGCGUUUGAUCGUCGUGUUUUUAAAUUAUGUUCACACACACGGGGAUGGUAUUUUGACUCAAUGUGAUUGAGUCGUGGAACGGAAAAGGGUGAUUAUUAUAUUUUCGUCAAACUGAAUUGUCUCUCAGUGCAACUGAGGCUAAUUUUACAUUGCAGACUUCGAGAUGAAUGUUAAACUCCAAAAGGCUUCGGUCAGAGCUAUUCUUAAUCGUUUCGAUUUUCGAUUUCCGUUGAAUGUUUACACUCCCUCUUUAGCUUAAAAGCCUGGUGUCUUUGCCGAAAUCAACCUCCCCAUCCCUUACCCCUUAACUCUCUCUGAAAAUCACAUAUCAAACAGAGAUUGUAAUGAGGACGUGCAUUCUCAAUCAAAAAAAAUCCACAUUCCUAGUUUUUACCCACUGUUGCCAAAAAAUGUUACUCUCACAGUUUUGGUGUUAAAACACUGUGAUUUGAUGUGUAAAAAAGUAAUAAAACGGACGAAAACUGUCGCCUCAUCCUUUGGCAGCCGCCCAUCGAGUCAUCUAUUACGCAGCGUGAUAACUGUAAACUUGUACAAUGUGUAAGUGUCAUUGGCUGUCAGUCUCCAUAGCAACUUAAGUGUGUGUUACUAUAUGCAGUAUAUACUGAGCUAAUGUAGCUGUUUUGUCCUUUGUCCUCUCUGUGCUAGUCCGGGCUCGGACGGGGAAACGUGUUCUCCCUCUUGUGCCCCUGCAGUCUUAGUGAACCAGUGGAGGUUAGUGGAUUUUGUGUGGUGGCCUUCCGAUGUAGUGUCACCUUUUUUGCUGCUUACUUUUUGUAUGUAUUCCUUUUUUCUGUUUCUGCUAUUGCUUUGCUGUGGUGUAGUCUGCGGGCCUCUCUCUCUUUUCUCAGAGAUAAAAGACUCUAAACUAGCUCAAAGGUUUAAGGAGCCAUUUUUUUGCCACUGAGGAAUUCUGGGAUUGCAGCUUCCAGCUCCAAAACGAUGAGGAAUGAAAAGCCGAAGUAGCAUUUUACUAGACUGGAACCUUAAACGCCUCAGAUGUGAAACAUUCCCAGAGUCCCUUGUGCUUCUCUUGUGCAUUGGGUGUAUUUCAUUGGUUUCCACCAAACCUGUUGACUUUAAGGACCCUGCAACUCACAUACACAUACACACGCGCAAACACACACACACACACACACACACACAAAAAAAAACGUUGAUGGUAGUAUUUCAGGACAAUAAACAAUUUUAAAGAUUUCUAAAGAGAUGAAAAAAUAUUUCGCACUAUAAAAUCUAUUUUUAUAGGUGUUUUGGAAAUGCAUGUUUACUAAGUUGAUCGUUUGGUUUAAUUGAUUUCGUUGGGUCCAGCGGCUUUGUCGAUGUUCAGUGUUUUUUAGUCUGUCCAGCAAAGGGAAGAGGAAGCCUUCGUCUUUUUACCUGAAUCAGGCUCUCCAAGCUCCCCCGUGCCCCCCCCUCCCGACAUCAGGAAACGUGUGUCUGUGGUUUCUGUGAAGAUAAUGUUGUCGCUCAAACCCAGGUCAUGAUAUAUUCGUAUGUUUUUAAAAGCGGUUGCUCGGUUGCAGGAGAGAGCUAGCGUCGCUGCUGCAGGAUCUUAGAUUUUAGCAUUUUGUACGUAGAUCAGAAACGUCGUUGGGGACGGGGUUUGGGGGCAGCUCGAAAACAGACACAGUGGACCAGGAAAUACACCCAUAUGUUACUAACAGAACAGCCGGGCGAGCUGUCUCAAUGUAUCUGUGUUGUGUCAAAAUGAUUGCUGGUGAUUUAAUCUUAAACUAAUCUCAGCUGCUGUCAGAUAAAUAGUGUUUAAAAUUACAAUAUGAGAAAUCACUUCAUUACCUGUGAAGACUCUGUGUCUGUGUUUUUAACUAUUUCUUGUACAAUUAUACAGAUUCUUUUAUGAGGAACUUGGUGCCAAGUAGAAGAAUAUGGGAGAAUGGGAUUCUCUUAGUAUCAGUGUUAACAGUGUUAUAAAUUCUAAGUACGAAAAACAAAUUAAAAUAUUAAAAAGAGAAAACUAUGGUACAUUUUUAUUUGGGAUUUGGUUUCCUUGAUUUCUUUUUCAGAAAAAGACAAAAAAACAUAACUAACUGAAGCUAACUUUGAGUGCCUGGCUUAUUGUUUUGAAAACACGUUUUGUUCGUUCAUUUACCAUGAAUAAUGCUGCAAUUCAAAACAAUGUACAUACUUCAUUUUACAACAGGGUUAUUUUAUACUUUUGUAGGUUUUCAUCAGUUAAGCGACAUGUCAUACAUGGUUGUCUUUCUGUAACACAGUUUUUUUACCAUCUUACAGGUGCCAUAUUCAUAAUAAACUUUUCUUGGAUUUGUUACUAGCUGGCAUCAUUUCUUUCACGUUCUGUUCAUCAUAACUGAAUGGCGAGCAUCAGCGAUUAUUCUUUGCUUUACUGCUUCUUUACGUUCCUUCUUUUCUCUCCUAUGUUUCUUCCCCCCGGUUCUUGAUUUUGGUCAAUGUGUUGAAUACUUUUCAGGUUUCAGGUAAGGGAGUAUCAAGAUAUUCCCACGUAGCCCAGCUGUCUUUUGCUUCCACAUGAAUGGCAAUCCAGUGCACUUACAAUAUAGUGCCCACAUACCAGGGCAUUGGCGUUUUUUAGCAGUGGCUGAGUGAAUCUCCUUUUUGUUGGACAGAUUCUCACGGGUAUUUCUGAUAUGUUAUUUCCACCUCACGAUAUCUUUACCAGGUUUUUCAAUUAGCAGGACAAUUUGAUUCUGUGUCUUCUAUUAUAUUGAUCUCACUGUAACUUCCUACAGCAAAGCGAAAUAAAAAGGGAAACUGCUUCCUUUUAAUAGUGUUUUA